AUGAGGUGGUGCAAUGCGGGCAGCCGUGCCGACAUCAUAGUAUCUCGACGGGUUCACCUCCAUGCCGCUAGCAUGUACGACCCAUUUGCGUUCAGCGUCUUUUACGCGACCCCGCACCCCGACGUGGCUGGCGUGUCAUCUACAUGCGUGAGGAAGACCACCGUCGACUGGGGCCAGCUGUACAUGGCGUCUCGGCAAGCCGCUACCCACGUACACGCCAGAGCCACCAUGGGCAUCUGCGCUGCGGCGGGCCAGCAGCAAUGCGGCCGACACGAGAGUGCACUGCCGCACUUCAAAGGAGGCGCCUUCUCCCGUGGCACCGAAACACGAGCGCGGGUCUAUCACGGGCGUGAGCUUCCGCACGGGACGGAGCUGUACCGCGUCGGCACAUUCCGUCCACUCACGGUACAGCGCAUUCAUGCGUGCAUCGGAGGCAUCGAUCGAUGGUCCAGAGCCUUGCUGGUGGUUGCAGCGCAUCGCGCCAAUACGUGCCGCAACGACAUGAUGCGCACAUGCGGCCACAGACGAAUUGCCUCCAAGACGGGUGCGAUAGGUGUUGCGUGCGUGUUCGUACAGCCGGUGAGAGAUGCAGUCAGGGAUUUCUUCCCAAGAGUCGAGGCGUUCGGCGGCAAGGUAGCCGCUUAUGAGAAUGACACGAACCCCAGUUUGAUCUUUAGCGAUCCAAUCUCCCGGCCACCAGCCAAUUGCCUCCAAGGUGGGGGUGAAGCGCGUGCGAUGGGGUUUUCGCGCGUGUUCGUAAAGUCGAAACUACCCUUAUGGCGGCCGAAGACUUCGAUGAAGGAGGGCUUGGGCGUUCGGGGAGAUCUGCCCAAGAGUCGAGGCGGUCGGCCGCAAGGUGAAAAGGACUGGCACAGCCAAGGCCAAACCCUGGAGAGAUGGAAAUCUAUCUCCCAACUCCUGGUUUCACCCAUGGGCAGCUCUAUCGGGAGUUUUGUUGUGAUUCUUUCUGACUAUUGCUAUUUGAAUACAUUUCAAGCCGCGGCGUAG
Molecule: messenger RNA, 1008 nt
Organism: Fimicolochytrium jonesii
Lineage: Eukaryota; Fungi; Chytridiomycota; Chytridiomycetes; Spizellomycetales; Powellomycetaceae
Exons: 8
Coding region: 1-1008 (335 amino acids)
Source: RefSeq, a predicted model, not a curated record